ACGAGCCGCCGUGCUGGCUGCGCUGAUUGGACGCUGUUGGCCACGCCCCAUUAUUUAAUGCCCUUGGCAGAGCAGGCUGGAAGGCAUUUCUCACAGAGACCCGUCGCACAGGCUCCGGUGAGAUUUCCCCCUGACUUUUCUCUACCGAACGACCGACCUUCUCCCAAGACAUCAAUCAUGAGGGAAUGCAUCUCCGUCCACGUGGGGCAGGCAGGAGUCCAGAUGGGCAAUGCAUGCUGGGAGCUGUACUGCCUGGAACAUGGGAUCCAACCGGACGGCCAGAUGCCCAGCGACAAAACCAUUGGUGGAGGGGACGAUUCUUUUACCACCUUCUUCAGUGAGACCGGAGCCGGGAAGCACGUCCCCCGCGCUGUGUUUGUGGACCUGGAGCCCACUGUGAUUGAUGAGGUGCGGGCAGGCACAUACCGGCAGCUCUUCCAUCCAGAGCAACUCAUCACAGGCAAGGAAGAUGCCGCCAAUAACUACGCCCGGGGGCAUUACACCAUCGGCAAGGAGAUCAUUGACCCAGUUCUGGACAGAAUCCGCAAGCUGGCGGAUCAGUGCACGGGACUGCAGGGCUUUUUAGUCUUCCACAGCUUCGGGGGGGGCACCGGCUCUGGAUUCACCUCCCUGCUGAUGGAACGUCUCUCUGUUGACUAUGGCAAGAAGUCCAAGCUGGAAUUCUCCAUCUAUCCAGCUCCUCAGGUUUCAACGGCUGUGGUGGAACCCUACAACUCCAUCCUCACCACCCACACAACACUGGAGCACUCAGACUGUGCCUUCAUGGUGGAUAAUGAAGCCAUUUAUGACAUCUGCAGAAGGAACCUGGACAUUGAACGCCCAACCUACACCAACCUGAACCGCCUUAUAAGCCAGAUUGUGUCCUCUAUCACAGCCUCCCUCAGAUUUGAUGGAGCACUGAAUGUGGACCUGACAGAAUUCCAAACCAACUUGGUACCCUACCCCCGUAUCCAUUUCCCUCUGGCCACCUAUGCCCCUGUUAUCUCUGCAGAGAAAGCUUACCAUGAGCAGCUCUCUGUAUCCGAGAUCACCAAUGCUUGCUUUGAGCCAGCCAAUCAGAUGGUGAAAUGUGACCCCCGUCAUGGUAAAUACAUGGCUUGUUGCCUGCUGUACCGCGGUGAUGUGGUGCCCAAAGAUGUCAAUGCUGCUAUUGCUGCUAUCAAGACCAAACGUACCAUCCAGUUUGUGGACUGGUGCCCAACUGGUUUCAAGGUUGGUAUCAACUACCAGCCCCCAACAGCGGUUCCGGGUGGGGAUCUGGCCAAGGUACAGCGAGCUGUGUGCAUGUUGAGCAACACCACCGCCAUUGCUGAGGCCUGGGCUCGCCUGGAUCACAAGUUUGACCUUAUGUAUGCCAAGCGUGCCUUUGUGCACUGGUAUGUAGGGGAGGGAAUGGAGGAAGGGGAGUUCUCUGAGGCCCGCGAGGAUAUGGCCGCCCUGGAGAAGGAUUACGAAGAGGUCGGCAUUGACUCCUAUGAAGAUGAAGAUGAGGGAGAGGAGUAUUAAUUGCCCUUUAUCCAUCAUCUUAUUAUUCCAAAGAUUGGAAGGUGCCAGUUGGCCUAGUUUAACACUGCCCCUCCCAACCUGUAAAAGCCCAAUGCUAGAAAAGUAUAUCCUGCCAGCUUCCUCUCGGAUUUUAUUUUUAAUGUGAAUAUCUUAUUUUUAGCAGCUGAGGUUAUUUUAGUGAAAAAAAUUGCAAAAAUGAAAAAAAAGUAAACUCCAGAACAGAA
Xenopus tropicalis (tropical clawed frog) is the source of this 1751-nucleotide messenger RNA. RefSeq names its product tubulin alpha 4a (gene tuba4a). Gene Ontology annotation, molecular function: GTP binding; structural constituent of cytoskeleton. The record is from RefSeq and is marked provisional. Gene Ontology annotation, cellular component: microtubule; cytoskeleton. Lineage: Eukaryota; Metazoa; Chordata; Amphibia; Anura; Pipidae. Gene Ontology annotation, biological process: microtubule-based process; cytoskeleton organization. The coding region runs from base 178 to 1527 and encodes 449 amino acids. The transcript has 4 exons.